UCAUCUCUCAGUCCUCUGCCAACAUGACGGACGUCCACACACUUCUGCUCAUCUGCUCUUUGAUGGGCGUGUCCCUGAACCUUCCUGAAAGCUCUGCCCACAGCUCUAACCCUUUCUCUGGCCAACAUGCCCCACCCCCUGACCCCUGCUAUGACGACACAGGCUCUGCCCGCCGAUGCAUCCCGGAGUUUGUGAAUGCUGCAUUUGGACAGGAAGUAGUUGCGUCCAGUGUUUGUGGACGCCCUCCUUCGCGUCACUGUGGUGUUGUGGAGCGUGAACAGCGCCCCCCGGUGCGCUCCUGCAGCAUGUGUGAUGCCUCAGACCCCCGACUAGCCCACCCAGCCUCCUACCUCACUGACCUAAAUUCUGCCCACAAUAUGACCUGCUGGGUGUCAGAGAACCUGCAGGGGUCACCGCUGAACGUGACGCUCACGCUUUCACUGGGGAAGAAGUUCGAGAUAACCUACGUCAGCCUGCAGUUCUGCUCUCCUCGGCCAGACUCUAUGGCCAUCUACAAGAGCAUGGACUACGGCCGCAGCUGGACGCCCUUUCAGUUUUACUCUUCCCAGUGCAGACGCGUCUAUAACCGGCCAAACAGAGCCAUAAUCACCAAACAAAACGAACAGGAGCCGCUGUGCACUGACAGUCAUACUGAUCCGGCGCCACAGAGCGGCGCUAUCAUCGCCUUUAGCACGUUGGAUGGACGACCAUCAGGAAAGGACUUUGACUCCAGCCCUGUUCUGCAGGACUGGGUGACCGUCACCGAUAUCCGUGUGGUUUUUAGCCGGCCACAAACACCCAGGGAAUUGCCCCUGCCAGGCAGAGAUGGGCAGGAGCCCCCUGGGGCACCCACCCUAGUGCCCACCUACUACUAUGCAGUGUCUGACUUCCAGGUGGGCGGCAGGUGUAAGUGCAAUGGCCACGCCUCCAGGUGUGUGAGGGAGAAAGAGGGAAAACUAGUGUGUGACUGCAAACACAACACGGAAGGUCCAGAGUGUGACCGCUGCAAACCCUUCCACUACGACAGGCCCUGGCAGCGUGCCAAUGCCCGCGAAGCCAACGAGUGUCUGCCGUGUAACUGUAACCUGCAUGCCCGGCGGUGCAGGUUUAAUAUGGAGCUGUUCAAACUCUCAGGCCGGAAGAGCGGAGGAGUCUGUAUGAACUGCAGACACAACACGGCCGGCCGACACUGCCACUACUGUAAAGAGGGCUACUUCAGAGACAUGAGCAGACCCAUCACACACAGGAAGGCGUGCAAAGCUUGUGACUGCCACCCGGUGGGAGCUGCUGGUAAAACGUGUAAUCAGACGACGGGUCAGUGUCCAUGUAAAGACGGAGUGACCGGCGUCACCUGUAACCGCUGCGCUAAAGGCUACCAGCAGAGCCGCUCACCUGUAGCACCCUGCAUCAAGAUUCCUGUGAUUAACCCGACAGCAGUGGUCAGCAGCACUGAAGGACCAGCAGACUGUGAGUCCUACUGUAAACCAGCCAAAGGCAACCUGAAGAUCAACAUGAAGAAAUACUGCAAGAAAGACUACGCGGUGCUGGUCAGUGUGCUGGACAUGGAGACGGUGGGCGACUGGGCGAAGUUUGCGGUCAGCCUGGUGUCAGUGUAUAAGAGCAGAGAGCCGCUGAAGAGAGGAGAGAACCUGCUGUGGGUCCACAUGAAGGACUUGGCCUGCAAGUGCCCACGCAUACAUAUGGGCAAACGCUUCCUCAUCCUGGGCUCCAGAGAGGGCGGGGCCAGCCCGGAGCGGGCGGGGCUAGUGGCCGAUAAGAACAGUCUGGUCAUCCAGUGGCGGGACGUCUGGACCCGGCGGCUCCGCAAGUUCCAGCGCAAGGAGAAGAAGGGCAAGUGCAGCAAUGCAUGAUGGGACUGCAUGGCACCCCCCCUGCCAUCUGACUUCUGUGACCUUUGACCCCACAUGCGCACAUGCGGGAGACUGUGGCCUGUGUGUGUGCGGUGCGGGGCUGUGUGUGGACUGGAUUGUUGGUCAGCCUUCAGAAGGGACCAUAAAAAAAGAAAAUAAAGACUGAUACACAAACCACUAGCAUUACACACACUGUGCGUACAUCAAACACAGAGCCAGACUGCUACACCACUGCUACACCAGCACCAGAGCACCACACCACUACCGUUCCACACCAUCUACAGCUGUAACCGUACACAGACUUACAUUCGACACGAUUUCUGAUUCUGAGGUCAAGAUUUGAUAUUUUCUGUGUUUAAAUGUUCUUGAUUCUGCAGAGCUCUAAUUCAGUUAAACACAGGUUGGUUUGGCUCAGAUAAAUAAAAGUUCUCCAAUAGAACCAUUUCAGCUCCUGCUGCGCUGCCCUCUCACCCCAAAAGUAGGCUUCCAGAAAGCCCGGUCAUCAAGAGGUCACAAGUUCAAUCCUCAGUGAUGCCACAGUCCUCCGUAAACAGGAGUCCAAGAAAGUAUAACUGUCCUCUCUCUCUCUGGGUGGUUAGGGUGGUCCUUCCUCUCCCCUCAUCACUGAGCAUGAUGCUAGCUAACCUGGGCGUCUGUUAGCUGACAUAACAGAAUUAGCAGUUAGCACUUUCUACAAUACAGAUGCAAAAAGUACAGUGAUGACAGGAACAGUGGUGUAGAACAAAUUAGAAAAACAGGCCAGCAUAGCAGGGGAAACAGAUAUUACACGGUUUUCAGGUUUUACAGAACAAAAUUUGGCUUUUUCUCCAAAAAUGUCCUGGUGUAUAUGUGGGUCUUUUAUUGAGGUCAUUAGAUGUCAUCCCAAAAAAUGAUAUGUUUGAUACUUAGUUUAAAAUUAAGUCUGAUAUUUUUUAGUAUAGAGUUAUUCAAAUCAGUCCACAAAGUCUGGGUGUAUUAGCAUUCCCAAAAGAAAUGUGUUGAAGUUUGUAUAGUUAGCAUCCAAUCAUGUUGAGCUCCACUGAUGCACCAUUAGAAGCAGUUUGAAAAGAUGUGGUGGAGCUUCAAGUGUUUCAGAGGAAACACAUGCUGGCCUUCAUCUUCCCAGCUUGGUAGUCUUGUACGAUGGAGGGAGACCUAGCUU
Messenger RNA from Colossoma macropomum (tambaqui), 3033 nucleotides. RefSeq names its product netrin 2 (gene ntn2). Bases 24 to 1871 code for a protein of 615 amino acids. The record is from RefSeq and is a predicted model, not a curated record. Gene Ontology annotation, molecular function: protein binding. The transcript is spliced from 6 exons. Lineage: Eukaryota; Metazoa; Chordata; Actinopteri; Characiformes; Serrasalmidae.